AUGCGCGCCGAUGUUUGCAGUCUCGCCACAGGGGAGCUGCUAGUGCAACUACUACUGGAGGAGAUUCAGGUGCCCCUUCAGCCCAUUCCAAUAGUGGGGGACCAUGGUGUUCUGAUGUUCCCAAAGGAUGAUGACGUGCGCAUGGAGCUGGCACGGAUGUCGCGUGAGCGAACCAACAUGGAGUUGGGAGGGUUCGUGUUGGCCUCAGCGGUCACGAGCAUCGCAAAGGCACUGGGGUAUGACUUACCAGAGCUCCGGGCCGCGUGCGCGCAUGAGCUGAGCACAUGUGGGACGCCUCUUCUCCGUCGGUUGUCAGAGGCAAAGAACUCGGCGGAGCGAUCGGGCGCACAGCAGACACUGGCCGAGAUGUUGCACGAGACACCAGAGCCACUACGUCCUGUCCCCGCGAUAUGGGCUCGCCGACAGCAGGAAGACACCGGCGCAACUCGCAAGGCGCGCAGUGACAGCGAUGAGACGCAGGGUCCGAACACCCACGAUACCUCACCAGACAAGUGUCGAGGCGGAGGGACGAGAAAGCCACGAUCUGCAGCGGCUAAGGCAACGGCGUCUGCUGGCUCCGGAGAGAAAAAGAGGGGUGGCACGAGCGAGUACACGGGAGUCUGGUUCGAAAAACACGUCGGGAAGUGGUGCACGAAGUUUACGGCCGAUCCGAGUACAGGCCGUCAGGUUCGGCUGGGCGCAUACCAGAGGGAAGAGGACGCGGCGUACGCGUACGCCGCUGGCGCAUUCGUGAUACGGAGGAAGGACACCUUUCCCAAGGUCAUGGAGCUGACCGCGGCCGAGAUGACGGCGCUGGAGGGGUGCAUUGAGGAUGAUGUGCGUCACCUCGUGCACAAACGGCAGUGGUAUCGGUGGAGGGAAUGGCGUAAGGCAAUGGAUGACAUAGGGAUCAAGCCUGGAACACCAUUUCAGCCGGAGAAGGGUGGCAAGUCGAACCCACAGGCGCGACGCCUGUGCACUAGUGUGGAUGCACCAGGGGGGGGUGCGGAGGGGGACGGGGAGAGCGUAGAAGUGUCCACUGGGGAAGGGGUGGAUGGUGAAGCACCCAAUCAACCCGACGCACGUGAGGGAGAGAGCUCAUCGUCGCGUGGUACGGUCGCCAAGAAUAGGCGGAAGGAGGGCCCUUCGUCGUCUGUAGGGAAUGGGCGUUCGGCGAGGAACGAGAAGCGUCGCAAGGUAUCGGACCUGCCUGAAACGGAGGAAGAGACCGAAGCGCCGCCGGAGGAACCGGAGCCCGAGUCGUCUGACGACAACCCGAACGAGGCGCUUCCGCGUGUCAAUGCUGCCGCAGACGACGACGUGGAUCAGACUAAUGAGGAACGCUCCGACUCGGCCCCUGUUACCAGGGAGGAGUUUGACGUUAUGUGCAAAACGCAGAAGGACACGUCUGCGACACUUGCGAGGCUCGAGACGGCGCUGCUUGCGUCGCUUGCCAACCACACCGCAAAGAAACGCAAGCGGGACAACGCGCGCGGGGUGUUUGAUAGGGCGCCGAAUGCAAGGAAGGCCCGUCGCGUCGCAACGCCAGAGGAGUCCGACCUGGACGAGGACGAGGUGGAGGAGGAGCACUGGCAGCACAUGCGAUCCGGACUGACGUGUGCUGUGCCGGUAUCGAUCGCAGACGUGUUCGCUAUAUCCAAGUGGAGCGCGGACCGGCGCGGCAUGCCUUUUGCGUCCGGUGCGUUCGCGGCCUGUGCCCGUGCGGCGUUCAAGCCGCGGAUGAUCAACGGCACGGUGACGCUGAAGCUGUACCACAUGGCCUGGCUCGAGCACGUGGUGACCGAUGCCAUCCGCUUCUGGGAGACCCGCAAGGGCAGGCUGUCCAACUCUGCGGGUGUCAACGCGCAGAUCGUGGACGGCCUCCGCGAGUGUGCCCUGACGGACGUCAUGGCGGCUGUCGAUGAGUUCCAGCCCGCGUACGACGCAACAACUUCCUCCUGGGCUUGGGGCCGCCAUGGCCUGCGCCUUUCUUCGUGCGGCAUCGAGCGCCUGGCGACGGCAGCGCCAGCAGCCAGCGAGAGCGGGAGGGAGGGGGACAAUCUCUCUCUGAACUGA
Messenger RNA from Closterium sp. Naga37s-1, 2076 nucleotides. The record is from the annotation of a GenBank genome assembly. Lineage: Eukaryota; Viridiplantae; Streptophyta; Zygnematophyceae; Desmidiales; Closteriaceae.